Molecule: messenger RNA, 1475 nt
Organism: Sinocyclocheilus rhinocerous
Lineage: Eukaryota; Metazoa; Chordata; Actinopteri; Cypriniformes; Cyprinidae
Exons: 9
Coding region: 372-1319 (315 amino acids)
Source: RefSeq, a predicted model, not a curated record
GGUUGCUUGUCCAGUUUGCUCAGAAUGGUAUCCUAAAGAGUAUGUUGAAAUACAUGCAAGCUGUUGUGGUGAAAGCCUUGUUGGGGAAUUUGAAAAGGAGAUUGAAUGGGAGGGUGCUGACAAAAACAAGGAAAAGACAAGGGAGGAGAAACCAUGUAGAAGCUUAUCCGACAUAAUCACACAGCUUGCUGACAAGGUGGACAGCACAUCUGCAUUUAACAUCAGUGUUACGAGAGGCGAACUGUUUGAGAGGGGCAUGUUACAAUGGAAACGGCAAAAAAAAAUAUUCUCCAAAGAAUACACUUAGUGUUAAUUUCCUAGGAGAGUAUGGGAUUGACAAUGGAGCUCUCCGAAAAGAAUUCCUAACUGAAAUGCUGAAAGGAAUUGAGGCUCAGCUCUUUGAAGGAGGAGACAAUGGAAAAACCCCGAAGUACUCCAUUACUGACUAUCAGAAAGAUCACUACAAGACUUGUGGGGAGAUCUUCGCAGUGAGUGUAGCACAAGGGGGCCCCGCACCGAAUAAAAAAAAAAAUGGUGCUAUGACUACAUCUGCACAGGAACAAGACAAGAAUGAAAUGUCCAAAGACAAUGUCACCGAUCCAGAACUCAUAGAGCUUCCUGAACAGGUUGAUGCUGCAGGCACAGAUACAAUAGCAGACCUGUCUGACAGAAUUUUAGCAAGCGGGUAUACUGGACCCAUUAUCCAUGAGUGGAAGAAGGCCAUUACAGAUGCCAUCGUUCUGCACUCAGCAGUCCGGAUAAUUCCAAUGUUACAGCAGGUCUGUGAUGGGUUGAAGCUGUAUAGCUUCCAUGACUUACUCAGAGAACACAGUGAGACCUGCCAGCAGCUCUUUGUACCUGGACACUUGCAAAAGGUUGACGCGGAAUUCCUAGAGCUUGCCAUGACUCCAAUAUUCAGUGAGGAAGGAUCACUAAGACGCCACAGGGAGUGCCGCAUCAUCAACUUUUUGCAGGACUUUAUUCAAAAGUUGGAGGAUGAAGAAGAACUUGCUGCUGCAGAAAAACAGGGAAUGUGCAACAGAAGUGCUGAUUUUAUCACCAUAUGCAAAUUAUUUCAGUGGCUAACAGGCCAAGCACACAUCCCACUGAUUGAAACUCAGAGAAAGGAGUUUAAAAUCCGCAUUGAGUUUGACCACGACGGUGAUGCACGUUAUGGCGAUCACAUAAUUUGUUAUCCAGUCAUCAAUGCUUGUGCGGUGUCCAUCACGUUCCCAACAAAACACCUGGGAACGUACCAGGAGUUUCAAGACAUAAUGUCACAGGCAAUAAACAACAGCAAGGAAUUUGGUCGACACUAGGUUGUAAUGUUGUUAGUAAUUUAGAUGUGUAGUAGCAAAACCUGAAACAAGUAACAAAGGUUCUAAGAUUGUUAUGACAGCAUUUACCAUUUGAUGAUUUUGUGUGUUUACCAUUUAAUAAUUAAUUAAUUUACUAUUUCACAAAGUAUCUUUAAC